Molecule: messenger RNA, 1380 nt
Organism: Volvox carteri f. nagariensis
Lineage: Eukaryota; Viridiplantae; Chlorophyta; Chlorophyceae; Chlamydomonadales; Volvocaceae
Gene: pyk2
Product: cytosolic pyruvate kinase
Exons: 13
Biological process (GO): glycolytic process
Cellular component (GO): cytoplasm
Molecular function (GO): pyruvate kinase activity; potassium ion binding; magnesium ion binding
Source: RefSeq, a predicted model, not a curated record
CAGGUGGUAGCUACCUUAGGCCCCGCCUGUAACGAUGUGGACACUCUGGCUCAGCUGCUAGAGGCGGGAAUGACGGUAGCGAGAAUCGACCUCACUUGGGGCCCCUUGGAAUACCACAAGCGAUCGCUGAGCAAUUUAAACAACGCCAUGAAAAGAGUACGGCGCAUGUGUGGCGUCAUGGUGGAUAUCCUGGGCCGGGAAAUGCUCAUCCGGAGGCCGUACAGGCUCGGGGCUGAUGUUACGGCAGGCAGUACAAUUACCAUCACCACACGUGAGGAUGCGGAGGCCAGUCCCUCGUUGUUGCCGAUCACGUACGCCAAGUUCCCCUCCCUCGUACUGACCGGGGAUGUCGUGUACAUUGGUCGUUACCUGGCAUGCGGUGCACCGGAAAUGGGCUCUCUCUACCUCAAAGUGGAGCAGGUGGUGCUGGCCGAUGCGGGCGAUGUGAUCUGUACGGCACUGAACGACGCGGAGAUGUACGGCCUGCUCACCGUGUUUAACUUAGAGAGGUACGACAUCAGUGACCUGCCCGUCAUGACCGAGUACGACAAGUUGGCGUUACGGGACCUGGUGGACAACGGUUUCGAGAUUGACUUCGUGUCCAUCAGCUACUGCCGGAGCGGUGCGGAUGUACGGGAGGUACGACAGUUUCUUGAGUCGGUUCCCGCCCUUGGGUCUUCAUCGGUUAUAGCCAAAGUGGAGACCCGUCAGGCGCUGUUCAACUUCCGAGGUAUUUUGGAGGCAGCGGACGGCAUCGUCGUGUCCCGGGGACUUUUGGGGCUCGACUGCGUGCCAGAAAAGGCAAGUACGACAAUGAAGUCGCUGUGUUCCGCCGCCAACUUGGUUGGCAAGCCCGUCAUCAUCACCAGGGUGCUCGACUCUAUGGUGGACAACCCCCGCCCCACACGGGCGGAGGCGACGGAUGUCGCGAACGCGGUCUUGGAUGGUGCCGACGCGUUGUUUCUGGGUGCCGAAACCCUGCGUGGGAAGUUCCCCGUGGCCACAGUCCGUACACUUGUCAGCAUCGCCCGGCAGGCGGAGAAGGUGUUUGACUUCCGACACCACUUCGAAUGGCUCAUGCAGGUUACUGCAGGCACGCUGUACGGCGGCGGACCCACUGGACCGUACAUGGGCAAGCUAGAGUCGAUUGCUUCGUCAGCGGUGCGGGCUGCGGAGAAGGUCAAAGCCAGCUUAAUCGUGGUGUACACCCACACCUCCCGGGUCGCCUCUCUGGUGGCCAAGUACCGGCCCCCCAUGCCCAUCCUGACGCUGGUGGUGCCCCGCCUCACGUCGGACGGUCUCAAGUGGCGGCUCCAGGGGAGGGGCCACGCGCGGCAGUGCCUCAUGGUGCGGGGACUGCUGCCCAUGCUGUCAGCCCCG